ACAUGGCAUCCAAAUUAUGGACUCCCCAAUGGCAUGAAGGGUCAAUUUUAUCUUCAAUCAAUCUCACUAUAAAACCUUUAUUACUCAAUAGAAUUGUAACAUCAUCUAACCAUUUUCUCACUCACAUCACAAUUCACAAGCAGUUAACAACAACCUUCAAAAAAUGGGCACUUUGGAGACAAAAGGUUUCACAGAAGAGCAAGAAGCUCUUGUGGUAAAGUCAUGGGCCGUAAUGAAGAAGAAUUCUGCUGAGUUAGGACUCAAGCUUUUCUUGAAAAUAUUUGAGAUUGCUCCAUCAGCUCAAAAUCUAUUCUCAUUCUUGAAAGAUUCAAAAGUUCCUUUGGAGCAAAACACCAAACUCAAGUCACAUGCAAUGUCUGUCUUUCUCAUGACAUGUGAAUCAGCAGUUCAACUGAGGAAGGCUGGUAAAGUAACAGUCAGAGAAUCAAGCUUGAAGAAAUUAGGUGCUAGCCAUUUUAAAAAUGGUGUAGUAGAUGAGCAUUUUGAGGUAACAAAGUUUGCACUUUUGGAGACUAUAAAAGAAGCAGUGCCUGAAAUGUGGUCACCAGAAAUGAAGAAUGCAUGGGGAGAAGCUUAUGAUCAAUUAGUCAAUGCAAUCAAAUCUGAAAUGAAACCUUCCUCUUAGAUUCUCUUUCAGUUUAUGUAGUUCCUUUCCUUUCUUCCCAAAUUGAAUAAGACUGAUAGAAAGUCACUUGGUUUUUGUUAUUAAAUAAACUAUGAGUUUUUUGGUCUGUGUUUUUCUUUUGUAUGAAUAUAAUAUACUUUGUGUAGAUAUUGGGUUUGCUAGGUGAAGUGUGUUUGUAUUUUACAAUUCAGUAAUUGAAGGAAGGAAAUCUUGUGACUA
Messenger RNA from Trifolium pratense (red clover), 865 nucleotides. RefSeq names its product non-symbiotic hemoglobin 1. The transcript has 4 exons. The record is from RefSeq and is a predicted model, not a curated record. The coding region runs from base 164 to 646 and encodes 160 amino acids. Gene Ontology annotation, molecular function: heme binding; oxygen binding. Lineage: Eukaryota; Viridiplantae; Streptophyta; Magnoliopsida; Fabales; Fabaceae.